GUUCCCAUUUGUCAUAUAGGUCAGCGUGACCCACUGAGAAUUCUUGGGAUGGAUUAGUUCAAAAAACAAACCUCUCUCCUGACAUUAUCUGACUUCUCUGGACACUUCAUAUUUUGAGGAUCUCAAGAAACCAGCUGAGCUCACAUGAAGUCACACAGUGUGGAUCAUGACAUAACAAUCAGAAGGUCCGCCAGGGCGCCCAGGCAGAGGUCCAACCACACUGACAGUUCAGAAAGCAGGUAACUAUCCUGAGUUAUUUUAUUCAAAUCCAACACUCAAGAGUUCUCACAUUUCCCAAUAAAGAACUGAUCGCGGCAAGAAAGAACAUCUCAUCUGCUGCUCUACAAAGAACUCCAAAGGAUACAACUGAAAUGACAAGUACACAAUUUGAUUGUCAAUACUGCACAGCAUCCCUUCUUGGGAAGAAGUAUGUACUCAAGGAUGAUAAUCUAUACUGCAUCUCCUGCUACGAUCGUAUCUUUUCUAACUAUUGUGAGCAGUGUAAAGAACCAAUCGAAUCAGAUUCUAAGGAUCUUUGUUACAAAAACCGUCACUGGCAUGAAGGAUGCUUCAGGUGCAACAAGUGCCAUCACUCUUUGGUGGAAAAGCCUUUUGUUGCCAAGGAUGAGCGCCUGCUGUGCACAGACUGCUAUUCCAAUGAGUGUUCCUCCAAGUGCUUCCACUGCAAGAGAACCAUCAUGCCAGGUUCUCGGAAAAUGGAAUUUAAGGGCAAUUACUGGCAUGAAACCUGCUUUGUGUGUGAGCACUGCCGACAGCCAAUAGGAACCAAGCCUUUGAUCUCGAAAGAGAGUGGCAAUUAUUGUGUGCCCUGUUUUGAGAAGGAGUUUGCUCAUUACUGCAACUUCUGUAAGAAGGUGAUAACUUCUGGUGGGAUAACCUUCCGUGACCAGAUAUGGCAUAAAGAGUGCUUUCUGUGCAGCGGCUGCAGGAAAGAGCUUUAUGAGGAGGCAUUUAUGUCAAAGGAUGAUUUCCCAUUCUGCCUGGAUUGCUACAACCAUCUCUAUGCUAAAAAGUGUGCAGCCUGCACCAAACCCAUCACUGGCCUCAGAGGUGCCAAGUUCAUCUGCUUUCAAGACCGCCAGUGGCACAGUGAGUGCUUCAACUGUGGAAAGUGCUCGGUCUCCUUGGUUGGGGAAGGAUUCUUGACCCAGAACAUGGAAAUCUUAUGCCGCAAGUGUGGCUCUGGAGCAGACACUGACAUGUAGAAAGAGACAAGUCUUUCCCCACCUGAAAUCCAAUUUGUCCUUGCUCUCACUAAAUCUGGAACUUAUUGGCACUAA
Molecule: messenger RNA, 1301 nt
Organism: Rattus norvegicus (Norway rat)
Lineage: Eukaryota; Metazoa; Chordata; Mammalia; Rodentia; Muridae
Gene: Fhl5
Product: four and a half LIM domains 5
Cellular component (GO): nucleus
Molecular function (GO): transcription coactivator activity
Source: RefSeq, a predicted model, not a curated record